AUGGCCUCCGACGAAAUCGUCUGGCAGAUCAUCUCUCACCAGUUCUGCGCCUUCAAACUCACCACACCGCUCAAGACGGCCACCUUCUGCAGAAACGAAUACAAUGUCACCGGUCUCUGCAAUCGCCAGUCUUGUCCGCUGGCAAAUUCUCGUUAUGCCACUGUUCGCGCCGAUCCUGCCAAUGGACGGCUAUACCUCUACAUGAAGACCAUCGAGCGAGCCCACCUACCGAGUAAAACCUGGGAGAGGAUUUUACUGAGUGAGAACUACGUCAAAGCACUAGAACAGGUCGACGGCAGACUGAUCUAUUGGCCUAAGUUCUUGGUUCACAAGUGUAAGCAGAGACUUACUCGCUUGGUACAAGUGGCAAUCAAGGCUAGGAGAAUCGAGAAAGAGGAGGCAUCUAUGCUGGGUGAGAAGAUGGUACCCGUUAGAGCUCCCAAGAUUAGAAGACGUGAAGCAACAAGAGAACGGAAGGCAUUGGCUGCUGCCAGACUCGAGAGACAGAUCGAGAAAGAGUUGGUAGAGAGACUGAGAAGCGGUGCAUAUGGCGAUAAGCCAUUGAACGUGGAGGAAGGUGUCUGGAAGAAGGUCCUCAAAGUCUUGGAAAAAGGUGGAGAGGCAGAGAGAGACGACGACUUUGAUGGAGAAGAGGAGGAAGAACUUGAGGAAGAAGGUGAGGGUGCUGACUUGGAGGAUGGAAUGGUGGAAUAUGUCAGUGGCGACGAGGGAGAGAGUGAUAUUGAAGACAUGGAGGACUUUAACGAUUGGCUUAAGGGAGGUAACGACGAAGAAGUAAGCGAAGAAGACGGCGAAGAGGAAAGUGGAGCAUCGGACUUUGAAGAAGAAGACGAUGGCGAAUUCGACAGUGAAGACGACUCGGAAGGAGCCUCAGACAGCGAAUCCGGCAGCGACGACUCCGAGCGACCGCCAGCCAAGGUCGUCAAACCAUCCGCGAAGGACCUCAAGAGAAAGAGAUCAGAGGCAGAUGUCAAGCGGAAAACCAAGAAACGCUCCCACCAAACCAUCGAGAUCGAAGAGGAGCACGAACUACUACCCCAGAGUCGGGAAUACGCAUAA
Molecule: messenger RNA, 1080 nt
Organism: Orbilia oligospora ATCC 24927
Lineage: Eukaryota; Fungi; Ascomycota; Orbiliomycetes; Orbiliales; Orbiliaceae
Exons: 2
Coding region: 1-1080 (359 amino acids)
Biological process (GO): maturation of LSU-rRNA; maturation of 5.8S rRNA
Cellular component (GO): nucleolus; preribosome, large subunit precursor
Source: RefSeq, a predicted model, not a curated record